Molecule: messenger RNA, 1059 nt
Organism: Aspergillus mulundensis
Lineage: Eukaryota; Fungi; Ascomycota; Eurotiomycetes; Eurotiales; Aspergillaceae
Product: cupin domain-containing protein
Exons: 2
Coding region: 1-1059 (352 amino acids)
Source: RefSeq, a predicted model, not a curated record
AUGUCUUCCUCACUUUGGACCGCUACUCCCCCAGCCAGCCGAACACCCUACGCAAUCCCGCAACUCGAAGGCGAACGGCUCACAAUUCCCGGCAGCAAAGGCACAUUCCGGAUCCUCGCAUCAUCAAAACAGACCAAUGGCUUAAUGGCCGUAUUCCAGAGCGGCGCGACGCUCUCCGACGCACCAGGCUUCCACUACCACAAUCACGCGCACGACGUAUUUCUCGUCACGAAGGGCUAUCUGAAGCUAUGGAACGGGGAUAAGUGCCGCAUAAUGGGGCCAGGCGAUUUCGCUUAUGUGCCGCCGGGCGUCGUUCAUAAUCCCGAACUCCUGGGCCCGCACACCGAGACCUUCGGCGUCGUGACACCAGGCGACUGGAUCGAUUUCUUCCGGUACAUCUCCGAGCCGUACUCCGGUAUCCUUGUUCCCGAAGCCGACGACCGCGAUUUGAAGGCGCUUUUAAUCCCCAAGGUCAUGGCGGCAAAGGGGCAAUUCGACGUUGUCUUCCAGCCGAAUUAUGUUCCGCCCGAGGUGGGCGAGUGGGACGCGGACGAUGAGAAAUUGCCGGACGCCCAGGAGCCCGUGCCAUUCUACCUAAAGGCGAACACGGGGCCGCGGUGGAUGCUCGGUGGCGUGAUGAGCAGGCCUUUUAUCACGAUGAAGCAGUGUGGGGUGUGUGCGAUUUCGAGCAUCGAGUCUUCGAAUGUUUAUGGUGCGGCGUCGUCGGUGUUAUCGCGGUCUAUGACAUUUGAGAAGGUGGAUCAUUGUUUGGCUGUCAUGGAGGGGACGUUGGUGGUGAAGCUGAAGGGCCAGAGCGAGGAGGUUUUCCGCGAGGGUGAGACGGUGGUUAUCCCUGCAGGGCAGGCGUUCGCGCUGGAGUUCCGGAGCAAGUAUGUGCGAAUCUGGUCGUUUACGGACGGGGACGGGAUCGAGUCGUUGAUUCAGAGUGCUGGACAGGCGUUUAGCGGGGUGGUCUUGCCCGAGACGGUGGAGGGGCUGGAAGUGGACGAGGCGAAGGUGAAGGAGGUCGCGGGGGAGCUGAGCCUGACUCUGCAGUAG